AGUUAUGACUCACUGAUUAAAAAGAACUUUCCCAAACACUUUGCACUUUUGAUUACGUAUAUGAUGGAUACCAAGGAAGAGAAGAAGGAACGGAAACAAAGUUAUUUUGCUCGAUUGAAAAAGAAAAAACAAGCCAAACAAAAUGUAGAGACAGCCUCAGCUAUAACUACAGGGACUCACACUGGAAAAGAAGAGACUAAUACAGUCAUUUUAGAACAAGACAAGUGCAACAAUGCUGUGGAAGAAGAAUGUGUUACUGAUGAAAAAAAAAAGAGAAAAAAUAAUCAGUUGAAGGAGAUCAGACGUACAGAACUAAAGAGAUACUAUAGUAUUGAUGACAAUCAAAACAAAACACAUGAUAAAAAAGAGAAGAAGAUGGUGGUUCAGAAGCCCCAUGGUACUAUGGAAUAUGCUGCUGGAAGCCAAGACACCCUAAACUCCAUAGCACUGAAGUUUAACGUCACUCCCAAUAAAUUAGUGGAACUGAAUAAACUUUUCACACAUACUAUUGUUCCAGGCCAGGUUCUUUUUGUGCCAGAUGCCAACUUUCCUUCCAGUACCUUAAGGUUAUCAUCAUCCAGUCCUGGUGCUACUGUCUCUCCUUCAUCAUCAGAUGCAGAAUAUGACAAACUGCCUGACGCUGACUUAGCAAGAAAGGCCAUAAAACCCAUUGAAAGAGUCUUAUCAUCCACUUCUGAAGAAGAUGAGCCAGGCGUGGUAAAAUUUUUAAAAAUGAAUUGUCGAUACUUCACCGAUGGAAAGGGUGUGGUCGGAGGUGUCAUGAUUGUCACUCCUAACAACAUCAUGUUUGACCCUCACAAGUCCGACCCCCUGGUCAUUGAGAAUGGGUGUGAAGAGUACGGCCUCAUUUGCCCCAUGGAAGAGGUGGUUUCCAUUGCCCUCUACAAUGACAUUUCCCACAUGAAGAUCAAAGAUGCCUUGCCAUCUGACCUACCUCAGGAUCUUUGUCCUCUGUACAGGCCUGGAGAAUGGGAAGACCUGGCUUCAGAAAAGGAUAUCAACCCAUUUAGUAAGUUCAAAUCUCUCAACAAGGAAAAGCGGCAGCAGAACGGAGAGAGAACCAUCCCUUCAGAGUCCACAUCAACAAGACCUUUGGAGAAAUCAACAGAACACACACAUACAAAGCCCUCAGACAGCUCUGUGUCAGGAAAGUUAAAGACCCUGGAAUCCCCUAUGGAAGCAACCAGUGGAUCUACUAUAGUAACUGAGGUCAGCAAGGAACCUUCUGACACUCAUACUGCAUUUGAAUCUAUAGCCAAAGAAAAUUCCCUUUUAGGGGAAGAUGAUGACUUCAUUGACUUGGAAGAACUUGCUUCUCAAACGGAUAGUGGAAUAGACAAAACAGACACCGCCAAGGAGCGCCUUCCUCUUGAGCCAGAGGAGCUAAGGAAGGCUAAGUCACAAAUCAUCAGUCCUGCUGCGGAAAUGCAGUCAGCCCUUAACUUUUCAGGAACUGAGAGUGAUGCUGAACUGAAGGGGGCCCUAGAUUUAGAAACCUGUGAGAAGCAAGAUAAAAUGCUGGAGGUGGACAAGCAGUCCGGUUCCCCAGAAAGCCAAGUGGAAAACACCCUGAACAUACAUGAAGAUCUCGAUAAAGUUAAACUCAUUGAAUAUUACCUUAAUAAAAACAAAGAAGGGUCACCGUUAUCUGAUAACUUGCAGAAGGCAGAAUUAAGUCAUGGCAAAAGUGUUGAGCCAGUGGGAAUAGACAUCACGCUUAGUAGUUCUCUUCCCCAGUCUGGUGAGCCUCUAACUGAGGGCAGUAAAGAACCAGAUAAAAUCGGGGUGAAAGAGACAGACCCCCAUCCACUGCAACUUGGCUCUUCUACCGAAGAAAAUAUGGGUAAAGAGUCUAUAGACUCCUCUUUGGAAUCUACUCUGGACAAUAGCUGCCAAGGUGCACAAAUGGAUAAUAAAUCCGAAAUCCAAUUAUGGCUGUUAAAGAGAAUUCAGGUACCCAUCGAAGAUAUACUUCCUUCAAAAGAAGAGAAAAGCAAGACUCCACCCAUGUUUCUGUGCAUUAAAGUGGGGAAACCAAUGAGAAAGUCCUUUGCCACUCACACUGCAGCCAUGGUCCAGCAGUAUGGCAAACGAAGAAAGCAGCCAGAGUACUGGUUUGCCGUUCCUCGGGAGAGGGUGGAUCACUUGUACACAUUCUUUGUUCAGUGGUCUCCUGACGUCUACGGGAAAGAUGCCAAAGAGCAAGGCUUUGUGGUAGUAGAAAAGGAAGAACUCAAUAUGAUCGACAACUUCUUCAGUGAGCCGACCACCAAGAGCUGGGAGAUCAUCACCGUUGAGGAGGCAAAGCGCAGAAAGAGCACCUGCAGCUACUAUGAAGAUGACGACGAGACAGCCUUACCGAUCCUCCAGCCCCACAGUGCUCUCCUGGAGAACAUGCACAUCGAGCAGCUGGCUCGACGCCUUCCAGCAAGGGUACAAGGGUAUCCAUGGAGACUCGCAUAUAGCACAUUGGAACAUGGGACCAGCUUGAAAACUCUCUAUCGGAAAUCAGCAUCGCUAGACAGUCCUGUCCUAUUGGUCAUCAAAGACAUGGAUAAUCAGAUUUUUGGAGCAUAUGCAACUCAUCCAUUCAAGUUCAGUGACCACUAUUAUGGCACAGGCGAAACUUUUCUCUACACGUUUAGCCCAAAUUUCAAGGUCUUUAAGUGGAGUGGCGAAAACUCAUACUUUAUCAAUGGAGACAUAAGUUCUUUAGAACUUGGUGGCGGAGGGGGACGGUUUGGUUUAUGGCUAGAUGCUGAUUUAUACCAUGGACGAAGCAACUCCUGCAGCACUUUCAAUAAUGAUAUUCUUUCCAAAAAAGAAGAUUUCAUAGUUCAGGACCUCGAAGUAUGGACAUUUGAGUAAAAUUCAGACUGCCUUAAAAUACAGCAUUAAAAAGGUUGGGUUUAGGAUCAGCUCUUCUAUAGCUGGCUGGAAGACCAAGCGCCAGCCUAGACUGCCUCAUCCCUUCAUAAUGCUUUCUUUCUGCCGUCAUCUCAGAGCAUGAUCGCGUUGCAGAGAGAUCCUGAAAGGUACAUGUGGAGGGCAUACACUGAUGAAAGAGAUUUGACAUCCAGAUCGUGGAAAGACUGUACUCUCACUUUCUUCAAACCCAUACAUACAGUGAGGAAUCAGAGUAUUUAUAGAUGUAUGAGUUGAAUGCAAUUUUUUAUUUUUGGUAACUGUGAAAAGAAAAGAUACUGUGGAAAUAUAUACAUGCCUUGUGUAUUUAUCAACAUAAUUUUCAUUACCAAAAUGUACAGCAUACUAUUGUUUGCCAUGGAAAAGUUUAGUCUCAUUUAGAAAAAUUAAAAGUGUAUAGCACUUGAAGGGAAUAUGUAUAUGAUUUUUUUAAACUGUUUUAUUUAUUAUUUCUAGUAUAUUGUCUGAAAUGUGUUGCCAGGAUUUUUGUUUUUUUUUUUUUUUUUCUUUUAAUGUGUCAAAUCUUGAAAUAAAGAAAUGUUCUAUGUUUUGGCAACAAUUCCACUUGAUUUAUAUAGUUUUAUAUUGAAUUUUUUUUUUUUUGCCCUGAUUGUUUAGGGUAAUAGGUCUUAAGCAGCAUAUAUAUAUGCAUAAUUCUAAUUCUGAAUUUUAAAAAACUCAUCACCAAUGUUCAUUGAUUUCACUAUUAUAGGCCAGCUUUCCGUUUAGUCAUUAAAAAGGUACAUUUUUAGUUACUUACUCUGAACAUUGUUGUAUAAAGAAAAAGAAAAGAAGCCAUUUCUCACAAUCAAGUUGAUAUUUACAGAAAUGGAUAUCUUUAUGAGCCUAAACUUAGAACAAACCCUGCUUUUGAAAAGAAAAUGGUUUGCUUCUUAUAAAAUCAUUUGCAUUAGUAACAAAAACUCUAUUUUCAUAGUAUUUUGCAUAAUUUUCCCCAAGUUUUUACAUUAACAAACAGGCCUCUGUUUUAAAAGGGACCAAGUGUUUUAAUUUUGAGUGUUUUCAUUUGCAUAUUUUACAUCAAAUGAAAAAUGUUGAAUCAGCCCAAUUGUCUUGGUUUCAGACUCUUGUUUGAGGAAAAAGCAAUGCAAAGAAGUGCAUUCAUACCAACAUUGGAAUAAAAAGUAAAGUCUAUUUUUUAACAUCAACUCAUUUUCACACCAUAAAACACUGUUUUAUUAAAUACAAUAGUAAAACUUGUUAAAAAUUUAACCAAUAUUAUUAAUUGCCAGACUUUUAUGAAAGCCAAAGAGUGCAAAUGGAAAAAAAAAAAUCAAAGUAAUAGCCAAAGCUGACAUAAAUGACAUCCCUAGUGAUCUUGGAAAGAAGAGGUUAAUAGCAAGUAGUAUUUCUACACCUGCAUUUAGAAAAAUAAAACAGUUCUCAGAAUGCUAGCCUUAAGCUGGCUGAAUAUUUCCUUUAGGUUUUUCUCUUCUUUUAGACUAUUUAUGAAAGUGAACAAACAAAUUGCCAAGUACCCUCCAGUCAGAUCAAUAGUUAUGUAACUCCACUCACAUUCCAUGUGAGUUGGAACGAAUGCUAUAAAAUCUUAGGUCUGUAGCCUGGGUGUCCUUUCCCCGCAGUUCUCCCACGAGAACUCUUGAUGAACAACAUAUUGGCAGUUGAACCAUAAUCUGCUCGUUAAGUGAUGUGUUGGUAUAAGACAUCAGGAAUGUGUCAUGCUGAUUGUGUUUACCACUUAUGCCAUUUGCAACCAUAUGCUAUUGACAAACAAAGUGGUCAUUUUGCAUAUAGUUCACUCUUACCUAGUUUUAGUACAGGAUAUUAUACGUACUUGUGAGAGCAUAUCCAGAUGCCGUGUUCUCUAUUUAAAACAGUAUUGUCCAAUCAGAAAUGUGUGGCCCUUCAUUUAUGGAUAUUGAAUAUAUGUAAUGCAGUGCUAGCCCAAUAUUUUCAAUAAAGGAAUUUAUGCAUUCAG
Molecule: messenger RNA, 4906 nt
Organism: Rhinolophus ferrumequinum (greater horseshoe bat)
Lineage: Eukaryota; Metazoa; Chordata; Mammalia; Chiroptera; Rhinolophidae
Gene: NCOA7
Product: nuclear receptor coactivator 7
Exons: 15
Coding region: 61-2889 (942 amino acids)
Biological process (GO): regulation of transcription by RNA polymerase II; response to oxidative stress
Cellular component (GO): nucleus
Source: RefSeq, a predicted model, not a curated record